Prinia subflava (tawny-flanked prinia) is the source of this 3022-nucleotide messenger RNA. RefSeq names its product myotubularin-related protein 9-like. Gene Ontology annotation, biological process: phosphatidylinositol dephosphorylation; negative regulation of autophagy. Gene Ontology annotation, molecular function: phosphatidylinositol-3-phosphate phosphatase activity. Gene Ontology annotation, cellular component: cytoplasm; membrane. NCBI's taxonomy places the organism in Eukaryota, Metazoa, Chordata, Aves, Passeriformes, Cisticolidae. The transcript is spliced from 11 exons. The record is from RefSeq and is a predicted model, not a curated record. Bases 268 to 1929 code for a protein of 553 amino acids.
AAAUCCCCUCUCUGCCCCCCAAGGCUCCCGGUGCCCCCCUCGAUCUUCUCCUGGCACCCUGAGACUUUUCCUUGUGCCCCACGGGCCCCUGCUCGCACCCAAAAUUGCCCAAAAAGUCCUCUCCUCAUGGCCAGCGGCUCCCUGUGCGCGCUCUGAGGUCCCCUGCUUGCACCCCGAUUGUCCCCGAGGUCCCCGCCUGUCCCCCGAGGUCCCCGCUUGUCCCCCGAUGUCCCCAGCUGCCACCCAGCCCGAGCAGAGGCAGCGCCCAUGGAGUUCUCGGAGCUGAUCAAGACGGCGACCGUGGAGGACGCGCUGCUGCUGCGGCCGGGGCUGCCGGCGCUCCGGGGCACCCUGUGCAUCACCAGCCACCACCUGCUGCUCUCCUGCCGCCCCCGCGGCGACCCCGAGCUCUGGCUGCUCAUCCGCAGCGUGGACGCCGUGGAGAAAAGGGUCUCGGGCUCGUCGGGCACCAUCACCCUGCGCUGCAAGGACCUGCGGGUGCUGCAGCUGCAGAUCCCGGGCGCGGAGCGGUGCCUGAACAUCGCCAGCUCCAUCGAGGCGCUCUCCUCGGUGGACUCGGUGAUGAUGAUGUUCCCGUUCUUCUACCGCCCGCCCAGCCUGCGCCUGGAGCAGGGCUGGCACCAGUUCCCCCUGGAGCGCUUCUUCCAGCGGAUCUCCUCGCAGACCAGCCAGUGGCGGCUGAGCACCGUGAACAGCGAUUUCAGCGCCUGCCCCUCGUACCCGCCCGCCGUGAUCGUGCCCGCGGCCGUGGGCGAUGACACCGUGGCCAGGGCGGCGCGGUUCCGCCACGGCGGGCGCUUCCCGGUGCUCAGCUACUUCCACGCCAAAACCGGCACCGCGCUGCUCCGCAGCAGCCAGCCCCUGACCGGGCACCAGCGCCGGCGCUGCCGGGAGGACGAGAAGCUCCUGGGGACCCUCCUGGACGAGGGCGAGCGCGGAUUCAUCAUCGACACCCGCUCGGAGCAGGCGGCCAAGCAGGCGAGGAUGAGCGGGGGAGGCACCGAGCCCAAAUCCUGCUACCCGCAGUGGAGGAGGCUGCACCGGGCUCUGGAGAGGGGCCGCCCGCUGCAGGAGAGCUUCACCCGGCUGGCGGAGGCGUGCAGCGACCCCGCGCCCAGCACCGAGCGCUGGCUGAGCCGCCUGGAGAGCAGCCGCUGGCUCAGCCACGUCAAGGCCGCCCUGAGCACGGCCUGCCUGGCUGCUCAGUGCCUGGACAGGGAGCGCAGCGCGGUGCUGGUGCACGGCGCGGAGGGCACGGACACCACGCUGCUGGUGACAGCGCUGGCACAGCUCAUCCUGGACCCGUCCUGCCGCAGCCUGAGCGGCUUCCAGGGGCUGCUGGAGCGGGAAUGGAUCCAGGCCGGGCACCCGUUCCAGCUGCGCUGCGCCCGCUCGGCCGCCGGGCACGGCCGGGCCAGGCAGGAGGCGCCGCUUUUCCUGCUCUUCCUGGACUGCGUGUGGCAGCUGAGCCGGCAGUUCCCGCUGGCGCUGGAGUUCGGGGAGAAGCUGCUGCUCGUCCUCUUCGACAACGCGUACGCGUCCGCCUGCGGCACCUUCCUGUGCAACUGCGAGAGGGAGAGGAGCCUGUGCAAGGUGAGGGAACGCACACACUCGCUGUGGGCCUGGCUGGACCAGCCUGAGGAGAGGCACAAGUACCUGAACCCGCUCUACUCGCACAACCCCUUGGUGAUCUGGCCCUCGGUGGAGCCCCAGAGCAUCCAGCUCUGGCAGGGGUUAUUCCUGCGCUGGGUCCGCCCUUCCCAGCACCUGGACGAGGCCUGGGAGCAGAUCCGGAGGUUGGUGCAGGGCAGCAGCUCCUGCAGCGAGGAGAGCUCGGGGGAAAGGCUGGGCCAGCCCCCACCUGAGCCCGCGGAGGGGACAACUGAGGGGACAGAGAGCGGCAGGUGAAGCACUGAGAAAUCCCAUGGGAUUGUGUUGGAGUCUGGAACAUCCCUGUGGCCACCCUGGAGGGUUUGGAGACUGGGCAGGGGGUCUGGGGUCUGUCCCAGGGGCUCAGGCAGCCUCACACAGAGCCCAGGAGGGCACUGCCUCUGAUCCCUGCCAUGGCAGUGAAUGCCCACAGUGUGUGAACAAUCACAAGCUGGGAGAAUUCAAAAUAAGCAGUAUUUAGUUUAUCAUAGAAUGUAAAUGUAGAAUUUGGGAUUCUCAGUGUAUGGGGUUGAAGAGACAAGAUGGAGGAAUUGGGGAGUGGCCCCUGUGCUCCUUGUUCUUGCUCUCGUCCCCCAUUUUGUGCUGAGUUGGGUUUUAGAGAUUGGUUUAGAGUAGAACAGACAUGUUAGCAUAGGGAGUAGGCAUUGGUACAAUUUUGUAAAUAAAAAGUUCAUUGUGGACAGUGGUUGGGUCAGGGGUACUGUACAUAAGGUGAUUCUGCCUUUGGGCCCAGUUUUGAGGAAGGAAAGAGGAAAAAAAAAACCCAACCAAACCCCUCAGGAGGGACAGGAGGGUGAGCAGCACGAGCUGCUGGGCAGGAAAUGAGUGUUCCAUGAGGAAACUGGCUCGGGGUCAGCCCAGCAGAUAAACAGAGCAGCGUGUGUGUGCAAACAAUUCCUGCUGCUGCAUUUCCAGGCUUUUCACACUCCAGGGGCUGUGGAGCCUCCCUGGGAAGGAGUUCAGGGAUGGGCAGAGGUCCCAGGAGGAGCUCCAGGGGUGUGGGACACAGCAGUGAUAACAGAGCUGGGAAAACAAAGCCCUUGCGUUGAGUUUGGUCCAGAUGGAAAAAAAAACCCAUAAAAAAAUUCCCCAGAGGUGUUUUCCUUGUGUUUAGAAAAGAUUUUUAUUUAUUUCCUGUUUUUUUUUCCCCUCCCCAAUUUAUAAAUAUGCCCAGCAGGCAGGCAGCCAGCCCAGUUCCCUUCACCCUGCUUCCAGUAAAAACCAUUCCUGCCCUUUGAGAGCUGCUCCAGCUUCCCAAAAUCGCUGCCAGGGACACCCUCAGCCCUGUGGUGGAGCCCACGGAGUGGGAGAAGGGAAAAGAAGAGGAGAG